UUCCGGAUGACUCCGAGGAGCAGAUGGAGAGGCUGCGGGUGUGUCGAGAAGAGCAAUGGCAGCUCCUAUCUGAAGAGCGAGUGGAACGACUGUAAGGAUUGCAGCUUGUCAGUCAGAAAUACCCGGGGCCUGAAAUAACCAUGGGGCAGCUGCCAGAACCCAGCAAUGGCCUCACGACAAUAACUAUAGCUCAACCACACAGGCAGAAGUAGGAAAUGGACAGCAGGAGAAACUUCUGUAUUGUGGGAGCGUGGUGCAGUUCCUUUGGUUUGACAUUGAGAAUAUGCUGAAAAGACUGUUCCCUCAGUCUCUAGUCUAUUGUGAACGGCAGCCUGGUAAAAGCCGAGUGGAAGCCCCAGGAAAGCAUUGUGGAGCUGAAAUCCAAUGCAGGGAAAUUCUGGCACACCAUGGGCCAUGUGCAACAUGGGAAACAAUUACUGUACCCUGAGGAAGCUCUGUACCUUCUUGAGUGUGGAUCCAUACAGAUAUAUUACAGGGAGCUGCCGCUGUCCAUUCAGGAGUCGUAUGAGAUUUUACUGUCUGCCAGAACCAUUCCAUUGGAACAGUACCAGGUCUACAGCCACUUGAAAAGACUGGGUUACGUUAUAAUGCGGUUUGAUCCCAGUCCUGUUUUUAGUUCCUAUGAGCGGAAAUUGCACCUGGAUUCUUCUCACGGUGAUCUGGAAAAGCACCAUCGCAAGAGGAAGCGGAGUCGCAGCCAACAGGGCACCAGGUCCAAGAAAAGCCACUGUGAUGAACUGGCACAGACCGAGACAGAAGGACAGCAGCCGGGUAAACCCAGUCAGCAGGAUGCCACUUACAAGGUGCUGGAACAGGACAUUGCUAAAGUGGCCCUGGAAUUGCGACCACAAACCAAAGCAGACAGAUUGGAAGAGUGUGACGCCAAGUCCUUGGGUAUCACUAGGCAACAAGCUGAGCCAGAACAGAAGGCCUGUUCUCAAUGUGUGUCAGGGAGCUCGGUUGCAUCUUCCCAAGGGAGUCCAGGGAGAAGUUCGGUCAUUAGGAAACCCAGGUGGGAUUUCAGCAGGAUAAAGUUCCCAAAUGUUGGACGCGACUGCCCUCAGACUAAGCUAAUGGCGCUCGACCCCACCCUCCUGCCACCGAACGUACCGGGCCGUGCCUCCGAUGAAGCUGCCUGGCAGCAGAAAAUAAACCUGAAGCACGAGAAGCUGUCCCAGAGAGAGAAGGAGAGGAUGAAGAGAGAAAGCAGGUAUAAAACAGACAUCAAUAAGGACAAGCGGGUGAGGCAGUGCACCAACUGGAAGGAGUACAAGGAGCUGCUCAAGUGGAAGCGUGCCAGAAAUAAAACGUUACCUGCCCACCUGUGGAAGGACAAAGUGCAGCCGCUUCUCAAACCAGGCCAGGUUAGCUCAGCAGGAGAACUACAACAGCACAUCUGCAUCAUGCAGUCUACACAACUCUUGGAUCAAACCCCUUGGCUGCAGGAACCGUCUGAGAAAAUAAAGAUAGUCUUCGAUGUGUACCAGGCUGAUACUGUGGCGGAAUUCCGUAAAACCCAACCUGGGAAACCCUUUUCAAGGAUGUGUGUUUGCAGCUUUGAUGGGCCAGUGCCAGACCUGCGUAUUAUGAAGAAGUUAGCAUUUCAGAGUGGUGAAGUUCCCGUUGUGUUUGCUGUGGUGGAUAAUGGGGAUAUUUCUUUCUACACUUUUAAAGAAUUCAAACUGCCGGUGGAUGUCUACCCCUGAUGCUGUUGGAGCUUUGGACAGCCAGUAGUUCAUUGCGCAUGCUCUCAGGGAUAUCCAGGACACUAACCUUCCGGUUAGUAAGCUUUAGUUAUCAGUGAUUGUCUGAAGCUUUUUGUCCUCCUCAUAGUGUGUGGACUACUUGGUCAUCCAAUCUAACUGAGUAACAAGAUUGUUGCUGAGACAGCAAUCAAUGAUUAUGUCUAACGGAACUUCCAAACAAUAUUUUAACCCCUCUGUACAAAGCUUGAACGUCAGAAAGAAAUUCCAGAGUCCUCCUCCACUUAUCCCAGCUGAAAUAUUUAUAUUCAAAAUUCAGUUGGUACCAGGAAAAAGCCAUUUAUGAUAUGGAAUUGGUUGCCUUCAGUUGCUUUGAAAAUAAGAGAACAAGUCCAAAAUAUAUUUGUUUGUUUUAACUGCAGUAGUAGUAAUUCUGCAAGACUUGUCAUACUUGGGGCUAAACAUUGUCAUGGGUUUGCAUGAUUGUCCCCAUUCUCCUGUUACACACGUUGUCUCUUUCCUAUCUAAACAACGACAGGUUUACAUCAUGCCUUUAACGUAAUAAAACUUCCGAAAAAUGUUUCACGAGUGUUUUAAAACAAAAUACAGGAUGCUGAGGCACAGACAGUAAUGUCAUCUCAGAUGAAUAAAGGUUUGGUUAAAGAGAGAGGUUUUAAGGAGCACCUAAAAGAAGGAUAGCAAGGUAGAGACGCAGGGAGGUGUAGGACAGUGACCAUGUUGUCAGUAUACCUUGUGUGUUGCAGGAAUUUCUAAAAACAAUGGUCCUGUAUCACUUACUGCAGUGGAUAUAAUUUGGCUCAACCUUAUUGGGUGGAGAUCGUUUAAUAGUUACUGAGUGUUAGCAUCGGAGGUUAGAACUAUAGGAGGGGAUGCUUGAAGAGAAAGCUGGGAGGAAACCACUGAAGUUUUCUUUAACUGACAUUUGUUUUUAUUAUUGCUUUUUGUAAUUAAAAAGAAAACCUGAGCAGAGAAGAAAGAGUUGAAUGUAAAAGUUGUUUCUCAGGAAGCAAGAUUUUGUUUAAUACUGAAAGGUUUGACACAGUUAUAGGAGUACUGCAGUGUAUUGAACGAUCUGUAGCAGGCUAGAAUUAUAUUUCUUUACAAAAAUACCACUGAUUCAUUAUUCAAAGAGAGGUGGGUUUUAAGGAGCAUCAGUUAUCUGAAACUCCUCCAUCUUUGACCAACUUCAAUGCAUCAUGUUUCAUUCAUGUAACUUGUGUAUGUUGACACUUGCUGCAUAUUUCACAUUUUGACUAGAUAAUGCUAUCAGCAUGCUUUUUUUGAGUUCACUGUAUUUCUCAAUUCAAAUGUAUAUUUUUUUUCUAUUCUGGUAUUUGGUUACUGCAAUACCUGCAUCACAAAUU
Messenger RNA from Hemiscyllium ocellatum (epaulette shark), 3109 nucleotides. It is a transcript of the gene tsen54, whose product is annotated as TSEN54 tRNA splicing endonuclease subunit. The coding region runs from base 408 to 1727 and encodes 439 amino acids. Gene Ontology annotation, biological process: tRNA-type intron splice site recognition and cleavage. Lineage: Eukaryota; Metazoa; Chordata; Chondrichthyes; Orectolobiformes; Hemiscylliidae. The record is from RefSeq and is a predicted model, not a curated record. Gene Ontology annotation, cellular component: tRNA-intron endonuclease complex. The transcript is spliced from 10 exons.